UGAAGCAAAGGUUAAAGGACACUGAGCCCACAAUAAUGAAUGGGAAGACUAGUUUCAAACAACAGCUAGCACCUGAUCUGAAACUAACAAAUGAGCACACAAAUGUACAGCAAAAUACACAGAUCUACAGAAAUGAUUACAAAUAUUCCCUGAAUCGCUUUGCAAUAUCAUUGUUCCAUUUUUCUGGUGCAGCUCAUGUAGAUAGCACAAGAAUAGUAUUUUAUUUAUUUAUGAAUUAUGAAUGCAUCAAGUUCUGGUCCAAUGUGAUUUAUGGUACUGAGACUGCUGACAGAAGUAACCAGCCACAAAAAAUGAAAAAAGAGAGAGAAAAGAAAAGAAAAAAACAAAUUAUAACAUAGGUAGCUAGCCUAGCCUAGCAUAUAAGAAUGCAAUAAGAGGCACUUGUGGCAGCAAACCAAAUUGAAGAUUGUUCUCCACUUCAAAUCUUAUAACUUUGCUUCUUUUAGCAAGAAAGAAAAAAAAAAGACAUGGUUGACAGUGCAGAGAACAAGGUUCUUAUAAGGGAAUUCAAUGCAGACACAGAUAGAGAAGUGGUGGGGAAGCUAGAGAGGAACUGUGAGCUAGGGUCUAAAAGGGGGGUCUCCAUUUUCACUAACAUGAUGAGUGACCCUUGUUGUAGGAUUAGGUUCUACCCCCUUCAUGUUAUGCUGGUAGCAGAGCUGCUCGAAAACGGGGAGCUUGUUGGAGUGGUUCGAGGAUGCAUGAAGCAUGUAGGCACUGGUUUUGGGGCAAGCUACGAGAUAGGUAGCAUACUAGGCCUUCGCGUCUCUCCUACACACCGGAGGAUGGGAAUUGGAUUGAAACUCAUGAACUCAGUGGAGGAGUGGCUGCUGAGGAAGGGAGCACAGUACACAUUCCUGGCAACCGAAAAGAGCAACAUCGCCUCUACAAAUCUCUUCACUUUCAAAUGCAAUUAUGUGAACCUCAGCUCACUAGUCAUAUUUGUUCAGCCAAUUUGUUCCCCUAUUGAUGAUCUGCUUCCCCAAGAGAUAAAAAUAGAGAAGCUGCACAUAGACCAAGCAAUUUUCUUGUACAAAAAUAAGCUAAGAGGCAAAGACAUGUAUCCGACAGACAUCGAUGUGAUCUUGAAGGAGAAGCUGAGCCUCGGCACUUGGGUCUGCUAUUUCAAAGAACAUGGUUGGAUCAACUUAAACACCGAGGAAAAUGGUAAGGACAUCACCAGUAAAACUCAAAGCUCUUGGGUAAUCUUUAGCAUAUGGAAUACGUGUGAAGCUUACAAGCUUCAUAUAAGAAAGUCUCAUCCACUAAGGUCUUUUCAUGCUACCCUAAGCCAUGCAAGGGAGAAAAUAUUGUCCUGCCUAAAAUUGCCUGUCCGUGUCUCCAUGCAGAGCACCUUCGGGUUUCUGUUUCUCUACGGGAUUCACGGAGAGGGAGAGAAGCUCGGGGAGCUCAUGAAAUCUGUGUGGAACUUCGCAUCACGGUUGGGACAAAAUGUGAAGGACAGCAAGUUGAUUUUAACUGAGCUGGCGUUGUGUGAUCCUCUCAUAAAGCAUGUCCCCAAGGAUUCCAAUAUGUCAUGUAUCAAUGAUGUCUGGUAUGCGAAAAGCUUGAUUAGCCACGCUGAUGAAAAAGAUGAACUGCUGCUGAAGGGACAACUAGGUAAUGUGUUUGUUGAUCCAAGAGAAUUCUAGGGCUCAUUACUAGGCCAAUGUUCCAAAAACAGCCUUGGCUGAUCAACAUACCAAUGCUAUUAUCAUUGUAUUCGUAUAUUCUUAUUUUGGUUGCUUGGAAUGUUGUUAAUUAUUCAAGAGAGCAAACAUCUCUAGAUUUUGGGUUUGGAAUUUGGAGUUUCGAGUUAAGCAUUAGAGCUUUUGGGAUUUGACAUUUGGGGUUUGCGUUUUCGAGUUUCACGGCAUGACUUCGAGGUUUACCAGUUUGAGGUUCGAGUUUUGGCCAACACAAAACUCUAACCACAAGACCCAAACCCCAAACUAAAACGUCUAAUCCCAAACA
Molecule: messenger RNA, 1995 nt
Organism: Prunus persica (peach)
Lineage: Eukaryota; Viridiplantae; Streptophyta; Magnoliopsida; Rosales; Rosaceae
Product: probable N-acetyltransferase HLS1-like
Exons: 3
Coding region: 489-1673 (394 amino acids)
Molecular function (GO): acyltransferase activity, transferring groups other than amino-acyl groups
Source: RefSeq, a predicted model, not a curated record